AUGAACAAGACGUCCAGAACCGAUGAGCCUUACGAGGGCGAUGGCGCCCUCAACCAGAGCCCCAAUACUCUCUCCAACGAUCUCACCACCAACCAGGACCUGAACGGCAUCGCCAAUGCCCGAACUCGGCGCUCUGCAGGUGAUGGGGAUGCGGAUGAGGAUGGUAGUCAGGCCAUCACGAAGCUCGACCCGCCGACUACGGAGCCAGUUCGUGACAAAGCUGCGAUGCAGCCAAAUCUGGCCGUGGUGCAUGGUGAAAGUGCUACUGGUCAGUCGCCUGGGAUCAACGAAAAGACCCAGGCGUCUCAAGGCGACCUCCGUCAAGGUGGCGGCGGCGCUGCGUCGUUCGUUGCGAAGGAUGGAGGGAGUCCUCUCGCGCGGGUCUGGCGAGUUUUCCUCACCUUUGGGAAAUUCGUUGGACCCGGCUUUAUGGUGUCGGUGGCGUACAUUGACCCUGGAAAUUAUUCCACCGCUAUCGCGGCUGGAGCUUCAUAUGAGUUCCGGCUGCUCUUUGUUGUUUUCAUGAGCAACUUAUUUGCCAUUUUGUUACAGAGCUUGUCUACUAAAUUGGGAACAGUCACGGGACUAAACCUGGCUGAGGCCAAUCGAGCAUUCUUACCACCAUGGUUGAACUACUUUCUAUACGGCAUGGCAGAGAUCGCCAUCAUCGCUACGGACAUUGCCGAGGUUAUCGGUACGGCCAUCGCUCUGAACCUCCUCAUUCCACAGCUCCCUUUGGUAGCCGGCUGCGCCCUUUCGAUCCUGGAUGUCAUGUUCUUGCUCUUCUUCUACCGCCCUCAGGGCUCUAUGAAGGGUCUCCGCGUGUUUGAGAUAUUUGUCGGUCUGCUUGUUCUUGCAGUUGUUGUCUGCUUCUGCAUCGAGUUAUCGCACAUUGAGAACACAUCCGUGGGGCACGUUUUCAAGGGCUAUCUGCCGAAUAGUGCUGUUAUUCAGGGUGAGGGUCUUUACCAAGCCUGCGGUAUCCUCGGAGCCACGGUCAUGCCGCAUUCUCUCUAUCUUGGAUCUGGUCUUUGUCAACCCCGUCUCAUGGAGUACGACACUUGUAAUGGUCUCAUGCCCGCUGAGUCACCAUCGGCCGCCGACAGUCUGAGCGAUGGCAAGUCGAAUGAGAAGGUAUUCUACGUGCCUUCAAUCAAGGCUAUCAAGCACUGUCUCAAGUACUCAUAUGCCGAACUUGUCAUCUCACUCUUUACGUUUGCCCUCUUCGUCAACAGCGCAAUCCUAAUUGUUGCGGGAUCGAGUUUGUACGAGAAUCCAGAUGCACUCGAUGCUGAUAUCUUUGGAAUUCAUAGCCUGCUGACAUCAAGCCUCGGUACUGCUGCGGGUACUGUUUUUGCUUUGGCUUUGUUAUUUUCUGGCGUCUCGGCCGGCAUUGUUUGUACUAUCUCCGGUCAAAUGGUGUGCGAAGGUGCUCUGAAGUGGCAGAUGAAGCCUUGGCUCCGUCGUCUGAUCACGCGUAGCAUCAGUAUUACGCCUUCCAUCAUCAUCGCUGGAGCUGCUGGCCGUGAAAAGCUGAGCGCCGCGCUGAAUGGCAGUCAGGUCGCUCUCUCCGUCGUCCUGCCAUUCGUUUCCGCGCCAUUGAUCUGGUACACGUGCUUCAACAAGUACAUGACGGUUCAGCCUGGUCUCGCCAGAUUCUACAAGGAGGGUAGCGAUGACAGUUUCGGCGUUCCGGGCGGACGGGUUGACAAUCGUGAUGAGGAAGGCGGAAGUGACCGCAUUGCUGGGCUCGGUGAUUUCGUCGAAAUGGGCAAUGACUGGUGGGUCUGCGUCUUGGCAGUCCUUAUCUGGUUGGUCAUCGCAAUCAUGAAUGUCGCCAACCUGGUGUUGCUUGGCCUCGGAAAGUAA
Truncatella angustata is the source of this 1869-nucleotide messenger RNA. RefSeq names its product natural resistance-associated macrophage protein-domain-containing protein. The record is from RefSeq and is a predicted model, not a curated record. The coding region runs from base 1 to 1869 and encodes 622 amino acids. Gene Ontology annotation, cellular component: membrane. Gene Ontology annotation, molecular function: manganese ion transmembrane transporter activity; cadmium ion transmembrane transporter activity. Gene Ontology annotation, biological process: iron ion transport; intracellular manganese ion homeostasis. The transcript has 2 exons. Lineage: Eukaryota; Fungi; Ascomycota; Sordariomycetes; Amphisphaeriales; Sporocadaceae.